Molecule: messenger RNA, 4278 nt
Organism: Geodia barretti
Lineage: Eukaryota; Metazoa; Porifera; Demospongiae; Tetractinellida; Geodiidae
Source: the annotation of a GenBank genome assembly
AUGAUCAUCGCCCAGGUAAUAGAACUGCAGCCAAGCGACCGCCAGGAAUGGGCUUUCCGCAGCCACGCGGCGGCCGCCCGGAUCGCCCGCAACGAUCUCAUUGCCCUCUGGAGGGAGGAGGGAAAGCGCCUCAAGGGCUUUCGCUUUAAGACGGUGGAACUGCGGCCCCAGGUCAACCGGGUGAAGUACGCAGCCCACCCCUGGUUCAGGGAGCUGAGCCAGAACGCCGUGAAGGGCGGGAUGAUGGACGCGGUGGACGCGGUGGACGCCAUAGAACGGUACUAUAGAGGCCAGAACCGCCGACCGCGCUUCCUUGGCAGGAACAGCCGCCUCCGGUUCCGCAUAGAUAACGGCGUAGGGACCGUGAAGGUGGACAACAGUCACCUGCUGCUCCCCCGCAUAGGCCAGGUGCGCAUGAAGGAAGAGUUGCGCUGGCCCGGCAAGGGCAUACGGGAGUGCCGGAUACGGGAACACGGCGGGCGUUGGUACGCCAGCGUCCGUGUAGAGAUUGGCGAAGCGGAAUACCCCCACCACUGUGGUAAUGGCGUGCUGGGUAUUGACCUGGGCCUGAAGACCUUCGCCACCAUCGCCUACCCGGACGGGACCAUCGAGAAGGUAGAGGGUCCGGAACCGCUCAAGCGCAGCCUCCGGUCUCUCCGGCGGUCGCAGAGGAAGCUGGCCCGCCGGAAGAUGGGCAGCCGGAACCGGGCCAAGGCCAAGGGGGACGUGGGCCGGCGACACCGCAGGAUGGCAAGUAUCCGCAAGGACUUCCUGCACCAGUUGUCGCACCGGCUUACGGCCAACGCCGAAGUGGUCCAUGUGGAAACCCUGUCCAUCAGAGGCUGGCAGAGGCUGUGGGGACGGAAGACGUCGGAUCUGGCUCCGGGGGAACUGUUGCGCCAGCUGGAGUACAAAGCCGAAUGGCGGGGCGGGACCUUCGUGAAGGUUGCCAGGGACUUCCCCUCCAGCCAACUGUGCCACGACUGUGGAGAGCGAAAGGGCAAGCUGGGGCUGGAGGUACGGCGGUGGCGCUGCUCCGGAUGUGGCGCUCUCCAGGACCGGGACGGCAACGCGGCCCUGAACAUCAGAGACUGGCCGGGAGCUACUCGGCCAUUGCCUGUGGACGCCAGUGGAGCACCGGACCUGACCCCCACCGCAACUCCUGAAGCGACGGUUACUGCGACCCUUUUGCCUAUGGCCAACAUAGCUCCGUCCCUUCAGGUGCUGGAGUUUAACGGCCAAAGAGUGUCUACGGGGGUCAGCCUCACCGGAGGCAGGGACCAGGAGAUUCCGAUAAAGCUCAUGGCCCGGGACGAGGAUGGGAAUCUUGCUUACAUAGCGUUGAUUGAAGAAAACGGAAGGGUGCUGGCCCAGGAAAGCUGUCAACCGAAUAUGGUCACCGAAUGUACGCUGGUGCUCACUAUGACUUCCCCCGAAGGCUACGGCCAAAGGAUAAAGUUCAGCGCCGUGGCGGUGGACCAGGACGGUCUCCGGUCCGAGGCUAUAAGCUUCAUUGUUGGGACCAACCUGCCGGCAGUUGGCGGGGCCCCCGAGCCAGAGCCAUCACCAACUCCCGAAGGACCACCAACUCCCGAAUCCCGAACCACUUCCACUUCUCGCACCUCAAUCACCCUCAGGGCCCCCCCACCGCGUGAUUUAGAUCCCUUUAUCGCCAAUAUCACGACGACAUUCCAGCCCCGAAUUACCUAUAACGGUGGACGCCUCCUUUCUUACGUCUUGUUAGAUGGGCCCGAAGGCAUGGAGAUUGACUUCAGGUAUGGGACUAUCACCUGGACUCCCCAGGAAGCCCAUGAGGACCAGACUUUUGAGGUCGUCGUCCUGGUUACCGAUGGCGACAUAUUCACCGAGGCUUCCUUCCAGGUAACAGUGGUGGGACCAGAAUUCCUGGAAACGGAGAUAGACGGGAAUAUUCUGAGGGUGACUGACACCGAAACCACCCUGGAUGGGCUGGAAAUAACCUCGGCGCCCGACGAGAUACCGUUGACAACACAGGACCUCGCGGACUUGCAGGAAAUACUGGGAAAGGCGCCUCCCGCAAGUGUGCCAGACGUCCCUUCCUGGAUAACGCCGAUUACGGAUGUGCUGGUUGUGACGGGACACUUUAGCAACUUGGUGGAACUCCGUUAUCCACUAUCCAAUUUUCUCGGCAACAUUCCACCAGGUCUUACAACUAUUGACGUGACCAUCUAUGUCUAUUCUGAAGCAGUGGACGCAGCAGAAGGGAUGUGGCUUCCCGUUGCCGUGGAAUAUUCCCUGGAAGGCAGCACAGUGGAAGAAGCGACUCUGGUCGUGGCCCUCGGGCGGUUGCAAGGUUUUGCAUUCGUCGGUUACCACAUCCCCGAAGCUCCCGGACCUAUUGAAUCGGGUUCCGUAAACACCAGCAAUGGGCCUGCACAAUUGGACUCACAAAGUCGCACAAGUCUAAGUUUCUCAGGACCACCAUAUUCCACACAAUUGGGGAAUCGACAGGGCGAUUCACCGGUAACUUUUGUUCCGGUUCCCAGGAUAAACCAAAAGGUAGCUGCCGUAUCUACGGGAAAGUCUUCCUAUCGCCAGCAAGAAACUCCUGCCUGUGAGAUGGUUGAAACGGCGUCUCUUUGUGUUAAUCCCCCUGACAUUGGGAAGAUUCAAUGCGAGAGGCUUCCAUAUCUCGAGCUAGGGGUGGUCGCCAUUGGAAGUGACGAACAGACUUGCACCUACGAAGACGACACCGACAUUGAGAUAAGGGUAUGGAACUUCGGCAGAGACUGCCGCUGGGGUAUCCCUGCAAGUACGUCACACACUGGGUGCAACAAGGGAGGAAGCGUACACGACCUGGCAGCCUGGGCAAUCAAGGCUCAAUCCGGUUUUGAAGCGCUGGGGCUGGCCUACGAAAAACAGAUGACAAUCAAGGUACUUAUCUUGCCGAGUGGCAUCGGUGGGCUCACUGUGCCCCUCACCUCACGGAAGAUAAUGUUCUUGGACAAUGACAAUAGUCGUUCUGCGGAGCAAGCCGAAGCCAUAGUGCUUCAUGAGUACAUGCACCUUGCUCAGGGACAUUUUGAAAAUGUGCCGCCUCAACUCGACCGAAGUGGCUUGAUCUACGGAAUUGGCCAAGACUUGUGGUUAAUCGAAGGUGUUGCACAAUGGUUUGCCGAGGCUGUAAACGACGACCUAAACACGAACGUCUAUCGAUUCCACCAAGAAAGAAUAAUGGAGGAAGGGGUAAAUAACUGGGAGGUAAUACCAGGGUCAGAUAGCCCAUACAAGAGGGAUAUUUUCUUUAAGCUGCUUGACAGUUCGUGUCCAGACUUUGAUCUCCAGCUAAAGAGCUCAUUUAGUUCCAACCAUUUUACCGACCGCACCGGGAUCAAGAAUUUGGUAAGUCUGUUUGAAGCCGCUGGCUGCGACUUCGGCGAUCACCUAGGCGAAGAGCGUACGGGCACCCUGGAGGCCGCCAUUGUCUAUUACAACUAUGCUAUGCAUUACAGACGGGACAUUUCUUUGAUCGACUCUAAUGAACCAGAUCGUGUAGUCCAUGAACGCCCGAUUCCUGAUUCCACAGGGGUAUGGAAUAUACCCGCCGCAGGCGCCCAUACAUUCAGGCUUCGCAUCAACCAAGGCCAAUACACUCCCGGCCAGAUAUCAGAGUUCGUAAUCAAUACAGACCGGGAAGUUAUCGUGUCCAUGAUUAGCAGUUCGGAAGAUUUCAUUGACAUGAACACGAUAGGUCCCCGCGAGGACCCUCAUGCCUGGUUUACUGCCUCAAAGGGGUUGAGGGGAUCGAAGGAAACCACCUAUAUCUAUUCUGGGACUGGGGCGCCUGAAAUAAUUGUAACCAUUGUCAACCCAAGUUUGACCUCGAGUGCCAACAUCCAAAUUGAACAUGGGGUCAGAGAAGAGACUGCUCAACCGCUUACUACGCCAGAAACAGAGACUUCGGCGGACGUCGAAGCAGAUAGAGCAGCCCUCGUGGCUCUCUACGACGCCACCGACGGUGAUCGCUGGACCAACAACGACGGUUGGCUCAGCGAUGGACCAAUCGGCACAUGGUACGGUGUAGUCGCGGACAGCUCCGGGCGCGUCUCCUUCUUGCCCCUCAGCAAUAAUGGAUUGAACGGAAAUAUACCUGAUGAGUUUGGAAACUUGACCAACCUGCAGGUGCUGUACCUCCAGGACAACAAGAACGAAGACAACGACGGGUUGACCGGAGAGAUUCCCGCCUCGUUCAGCCAACUGACCAACCUGAGAUUUCUUGACCUCAUGGCAACCAGUUGA